UAAAGACGUAGUUUGCAUCAUAGAAAAGGUAUGCUAUAAUUGUUUGACAUGGUUUUUUCCACCUUUAAUCCGGACUGUUUAAUUCUAAACCCAUUUUAAUCAAACCAAACUACUCUUCCUUCGUUUUAUAUCGUUUUUUGAUGAAAUGAUCAUAUCAAAUCUUUUACAGGGAAAUCAAAUAUGCAAAGCGACUGAAACUCGAAAAACGGCUGACGUAAACGUUCCUUCACACGAACCGUAUAUACCAACAAUACAACCAUCAAGUUUUUAUAAUUGUUCAUCCCUGCAUUGUGAUCCCAUUAAACUUGACUCAAUAACACAAAUAUCAAACCUGGCCCAAAAGCUAAGGUUUUGUUUUCUAGAAGGGAAAAAGUACACAUGUCAAAAAUUAAAAUAUCAAAGCUUCAAAAACAUAGAUAAGUUACUAUUUUUAUCAAACAAUAUACCAAACAAAGUGUUCUAUUUUGUUGACUGUUUGUUGUACUCGGACGGGGCGCGUGUGUGCCAUAGAAAGGACGAGACGGAUUCUCACGCCAAAUUAGUCGAUACUGGGAACAUUGUGCGACCGAACGAAGCCAACAUUCUUUCGCAGGAUGAAUUUAUAUGCGAACAGAGUGAAGACAAAAGAAUUACAUGUGAUUUCAAUCAAUAUGUGCCGUAUAAUGAUGAGCAUAAUUUAAAGGAAUCAUUAAAAACGAAAUCUAACGUACUCUUAAAAACCGGUACCUUUCUAGUGAACCUCGACUACAAUUGUCUGACUUCCUGGUGUGGGUAUUCCGGGGAAGUUUCUGCUACUCGCAGAAUAGAGCAUUACGAGCCACCGGGAGGAAAAGUGUACCGCUGCUAUUACGCAAAAGGGCAACAGGCUUGCAAGGAAUUAUACGGUAGAAUGAGGUCAGUUUACAACGACCGAGAUUGGUUAAGUUCUUGAGACAUGAUACGAGAGACAAUUUAUAUAAUACACUUUACAAAUACCAUUGGCAAAUGUUGCUUGAAUUUAGAAGUUAUUCUUUAUGAAGCUAGUGAAAUAAAUGGACGCAAACAUAUAACCACAUACACAUAAAGUGGGGAACAAUUAUUAUUGUGUGUAGCCCCCACAAGUAAACUACUAAAGGGAGAAGACAAAUUUAAUUAUCAAAAACAAAUCAUGAAAAAAUAAUCAAAGUACCUAUUAUUGGAAAUACCUUAAUCCUCCAUCAUUUCUAUUCAUAAAUAAUCUUAAAACGAGGCGUAAAACCACAACAAAAUCAUAACAAUGAAUACUUGUACGUAUUGUUCCUAGUAAGGUAGGUUAGUUCUGC
Molecule: messenger RNA, 1301 nt
Organism: Zerene cesonia (dogface butterfly)
Lineage: Eukaryota; Metazoa; Arthropoda; Insecta; Lepidoptera; Pieridae
Exons: 1
Coding region: 146-931 (261 amino acids)
Source: RefSeq, a predicted model, not a curated record